CCGCCCUUGUUAGUGUGUGUUUGUAUUGUCUGUGCGAGCAGGCAUGUCUCUGAAACUGCUAAUUGCUGGCUUUCUUUUUGUCGCGGCUUUUAUCUACUGGAGCCCUGGCUUGUUGCUCAAUGUGUCGCCGCUGCUGUUGGCGGUGGCUUUCAGCUGGUGGCUGCUAGAUGCUCGGGCCACCGACAGGAUCAGGGAUGAGCUGAACCACAGCUUGGAUCCCGGGGAUCAGGGAUUGCCCGAGAGAAGUGUGGAGCUGGCGGAAGUAAACCAACCUCGUGAUCACGUGGAUGCAGUCGAUGGGAGAGUGCAGAAUUCAGUGGUGCUUGAUCCAGCCCUUCGACAGGCCCUCGGGAAAGUGUUUGAAUGCAGUUACUCACAGUUCAUCUUGUUAUGGUACAACCCACCUGAGCCCCGAGCUGAUCAGCCACUCUACCAGGCCCUGCUCCAUGAGUUUAACUCGGCUGUAGAUCAUGCAGUCUCAAAGAUUGUGAAUCUGGACCUCACCAGAAUAGAAAUCGAAUUGAUUCGAAGACUUACCAAUCAUUUGCGUACUGCCAAGAAGAGAAAGGAGAGAGAGAAGAUGUUCCAAACUCGACAAGAAGAGGUGUCUUUUCUGAGGGAGGCUGCAGAAACCCUGAUAGGCAAUCUCCUUCCGGACUCAUUAUGGAACUUAAAUGCUUACCAACAAUUACUGAAGGAAGUUGUUGCACUGAAAGUUUUAGAGGAGGUGAUAAACACGGUCUGUGAUGUGGAUUUUAUCAAUCAGACAUUGAUCAAAUUUUUGGAUAAAGAUUCAAAUGAAACUAAAGAAGUUGAAGACAUUAAAAAUCCUUCCUCAAAAACGGGACCAGAAAAUGAAAUCAAAAAUUGUAGUAUUCCUGAGGUAAACAAGAAAAAGAAAUCAAGCAAAAAAGCAUUGGAACGAGUACAAAAGUUCUUGAAAUUAUUUAAGAGAGUCAAAAAGAAGAGUACUGAAACCAGGUCAUCAUUUGGCUACACAGAUGAAGUUGAUGGACAGUCUUGUUCUGAACUUGAAGAUGUUGACCAGAACUUUAGAUCGUUUCUUGCAGAUGUGUCCGAAUUGGAAGACGGUAUUGACGAUUCUGCUGAAGAAGAGGAUUUCAAAUUUCAUGAUGAGAUGCUUGAAUGGCUGAAAGAAAACAGCCUUAUUCCUGCUGAAAAUGAAGAAACAUCACUAAGAAACUGCAAGAUCACUCUUUCAACGGUACUUUGGGAUGAAAUAAAGAAUCCAACUUGUAUAAUAGACAUAGAAAAUCUGGAAGUCACAGAGGAAUGCUGGUCUGUUCAGAGAAAAUACCAUGAAUUUGAGAACCUUCAGAAAGAGCUCAGUAAGACAUUCAAUUCUUUGGUUGAAACAAGGCUCCCGUCAAUCAAACCUGACAUAACUGACAGCAAAUUCAAGGAAGACAUUGAAUGUCAAUUAAAUGGGUUUUUAAAGAAGCUGGUAUCUGAAGAGUCCAUUUUGCAGAAUGAGAGUACACGCAAAUUCUUCUCAGCCAGUGAUCAGCUUCGAGAGUACUGGGGCCUCUUAAAAUCUCUGUUCAACGAGGAUGAUGAGGUAAUUUGUACAGCAAGUGAUACUUCAGAAGGCCCAUGUGACACUGAUGUGGAUGAAGAUGGGCCUUUGGAAACAGAGGUUCCAGAAAACGCAGAGAUGCCAAACCGAGACUCUGCAGAAUCACUACCUUCUGAAAUGUUUGGUGAAAACUCUGAAGCAGAUUGUGGCUUCAGAUGUAUGCUGGGAACUUCUAAAAAGAAAGUUGCAGGUGGAACCCGGAUUUACCGCAGACAGAUGAUAAAUAGACUAUGUCAGAAAAAGGUUCAACGCAUGACAGAACAGACAAGAUGCCUCACAGACCAGCUUCAGGAGCUCUUGGAAGAAUUGCUUUGUACAGAGGAUUACUGUUCGAACAAACUAUUUGUUAUAACUGUGCUAAGUCUUCUGCUGACAUACAAGAGGAAAUUUUUUGAGAAAAAGCUGGACCAGUUCUUCAGUAAGGAACAAAUAGUUCUGUAUGUGGACUGUCUAAGAGAGACACUAUGGCCUAAUGGAAAGCCUGCAGAACCACGUCGAGAAAGAUCCCCUGAAGAGAAAACCCAUACUAAAAAUAGAGCUGAGAAAUUACUACAAGAGAAAGUUUCAGAUUUUAAAUAUUCUGUUCUUCGUGGUAAAAAAAUUGUGGAACGUUUGUUCCCCAUAUUUCAAGAUGUGGAAUCUAAUAAGACACUUGUAUAUAACGUGCUGAAGUUUCUGUUGUCUGAAAUCGCAGCUGGCAAUAAAGGACCCUUGGUAACCUGAUGUGAUGUCUUGUUUGAGAAGAAUAAUCGACAAUGUGUUAAAUGAUAAACCGCUAUGACAGCAACCAAAUUGGAAAAGAAAAUUGCCUUGGAACAAAUGAUGAUAUUCAUAAACAAUUAAAAAUGUUAGGAGGGCGCUGUUCAAAAUGCUGUUCUGCAGACUACGAAGAUUCCCUGAACUCAUUGACCACUUGACAAUGGAGUGACAAUGAAAUAUUUUAUAGAUGUUUUUAAUCAGUCUGUUCAGAAAUGUUAUUAUACAGGUCUGGAGCAGGUGGGACCCAAGCCCAGGUCUCCUUACUCAGGGUACGGACACUACACAUGGCCCAUGAAAUGCUUUACAAGCUUGUGGGAGUGGCGGUGCUUAUUCAUCGAUUUUUGUGCCAGAUAUUGAAACAUGCAUCUUCCAGGUUCUUUAAAUAUUUCAGGAUUAGUGACAAUAUGUGACUCAUAUAUUGACAGACAAUCUGCAAUACUUUAAACGUAGAGUUUACACAAGAGGUUGAGUUCUUUCCAAGGGGUGUUUUCAAGCCAGUCAGCAUCCUGAACCAUUCCUUUCCACCAUGUGUACAAAGAAUAUUGGGUCCCCCUGAUUUUUACUCCAUAGAAUUUUAUUUUCAGUGCAGUGUAAAUGUCUCUCCCUGGAGACUUCCAAUAUCACUGUGCCUUUGACCAAACUUGUAAAUCAGAAUGUAAUUCCCAUUGAUUUCCUUUCGGUAUUUUAAAUAUGUUGUUUCUGUUUUUCUGAGACAUUUUAAUCUUUUACAAGCACUGUAUUAAUGUAUAUUUUUGUGAACAGAUUUGCAAUCCUCAGUUUAUUUUUAAAAUUCAACAAGAAUUGUCUCGAAUUCAAUUCCUGUGGAUGAUGUAUGAGGAGUUCCAUGUUUAGACCUAAGGGGUCUCAAAAUGAUAAAAAGACAACAUUUGAAUGUAUAUCAUAUUCAGAACAAAAUAAAUGAACUAACAGCAUUGAUAGGGGUAGUAGAUAUGAUCACAUAGCCACAAUGGAGAUAUGAUUAUGCUGGGAGGUAAACCGGGAACUAAAUAUUGAGGGGCGUGUGACUUUUUGAAAGAAAAGACAGGGAGGUGUAGGUGAUGGGAUGGCUUUGUUUGAAUGGGAUGGAAUAAAUAUGACAUCAAGAAAUGAUCUUGCACAGAAAGAUACAGAAUCAAUGGAUGAGUGGAGGUAAUAGACAACGAGAGUAAGAAAACAUUAGUGGGAGUAAUCUAUAGGUCCACAAACAGUAGCUUUACUGCAAGACACAAUAAAUCCGGAUAUAGCAAGGGUUUGUAUAAAGUGCGAACAUUGUGCAUUAAUCACAAAAAGCCAGCAUCCAAGUUCAGCAGGGGCUUAGGAAGGCAAAUGGAAUGUUAGCCUUUAUUUCAAAUGGAAUGGAGUACAAAAUAGGGAGGUUACUCAAACUAUACAAGGCAUCAGUUCGACCACCCAUAGAAUAUUGUGAACAGUUUGGCCCCUAUAUCUAAGGAAAGAUAUACUGGCAUUAGAGGCAGUGCUGAGAAGGUUCACGAGCUUAAUUAUCAGGUAUGGAGGGAUUUUCUCGAGAGCUCGAGUAGUUUGGGCCUGUACCCAUUGCAGUUUAGAAGAGAGAGAAGCAACCUCAUAUAAUCAGGUUAUAAGGCUCCUUAGGGGCCUUGACAGGGUAAAUGUGGAAAAGUUGGCUUCCCUAGUAUAAGACCAGAGGGCAUAAUCUCAAAGUAAGGGAUUGCCCAUUUAAGACAGAGCUGAGGAGGUAUUUCUUAUAGGGUGGUGAAUCUAUGGAAUUCUUUACUGCAGAAGGCUGCUGAGGCUGGGAUAGACAGAUUUUUAAUCAGUAAGGGAAUCAAGAGGAAAAUGCAGAAAAGUGGAGUUGAGAAUUAGUAGAAACAGACAUGGUUGGAAAGGCUCAGCCAGUUUGGCAGCAUCUGUGAAGAGAAAGCAGACCUUACGUUUCUGGUACGGUUUUUAUCGAGGAUUAUUAGGUUAGCCAUGAUCUCAUUGAACAGUGGAGCAGACUCAAUGGGCUGAAAGGCCUACUUCUGUUCUUGUACCUUUUUUGGUCUAAAUGGUAUAUUUCAAGUGAAUUAACAUUUUAGGACAGAUGUGCUUAUCUGCUAUAUAUUGUCAGCCCUGGAAAUUGCAUGCUGUCUGCAGGCCAAAGCCUUUAUCAAACUUCCGGAAUUUUGAAACAAACACAGAAUACUGAAAAACUCAACACAUGGAAAAAUCUGUCAGAUCUGCUGAGUUUUCUGUGUUUGUUUCAGAUUUCCAGGAGCUGCAGUAUUUUCCUUUAAUUCAGAUACUUUGAAUUUAUUGGCUGUACAUUUAUGUGUAAUGUUUUAAAUUUGAACUUGUAAGUGGACUUUUCAAAUGUAUUCCUUAGCCUACUUUAAAUUUCAGUUUCAUUCAAUGAUAAUGUCGUGUCUCUGGUUCUGAAGCCUGUGGAUUCAUACCUCAGUCCAUGGAUUUAAGCACAUAAUCUGUCUUGGUGCUACUGCAGCUACUUUGGGAGUGCUGCAGAGUCAGAGGUGCUGUCUGUUGGGUUGAAUGUUGAACUGAGAUCCUAUCUAAGAUAACAAAGUGUGAGGCUGGAUGGACACAGCAGGCCAAGCAGCAUCUCAGGAGCACAAAAGCUGACGUUGUGCUCCUGAGAUGCUGGUUGGCCUGCUGUGUUCAUCUAGCUUCACACUUUGUUAUCUUGGAUUCUCCAGCAUCUGCAGUUCCCAUUUUAUCUGCGAUCCUAUCUGCUGUCUUAGGUUCGGUGACACAUUUGAAAAAGAGCAGAAUGCUGCCUGGGCAAUAAUUAUCCUUCAACCAGCAACACAGCAAACAGCUGACAAGAAUAUUAACUUAGCACUAUGCAUUCCCCUCAGCUGGGAAUACAUUUCAAAAUUAAUUAACUGGUUGUAAAGCACACACAGAUGUCCUGAGGACCUGAAAGGUGCUGUGUAAAUACAAGUUAUUUGUUUCAAUUGAAUCAUAUGCUGAGCGACCAAAUUUUAAUUGAAUACAUUGGGUCUAGAAAUGUCAACUUUGUUAUUGCAUUGCUACAUUCACCGAAUAUAUAUGUAAAUAAAUUGUUGUAAAUUGUAUUCUUAAACAAAAGAUUUAUUUUUUUAUUUAUGGUUUGUGAAAUGAAGGCAUUGCUGGCUGGGUCGGCAUUUACUGCCUACCCCUAGAUGCCCUUGAGAAGGCAGUCGUGAGCUGUCGUCUUGAACUGCUGCAGUCCUCCUGUGAUUCAUUACCUUGUAAUUAAUUGAUUUCGCGUUAACACUGAGUUGUUCACAAAUAAGCGGUCAUUGUAAACCUACUAGUAAAGCUCAGUAAAGUGUUUCGUUUCUUAUGGAAUACAUGUAUUACUGCUGGGCCAGUAUUUAUUACCCGUCUCUUGUUGCCCUCAAGACGGUGCUAGUGAGCUCCCUUCUUGGGCUGCUGCAGUUUAUUUUCUGUAGGAACACCCACAUGCUGUUGUGGAGGGAUUUCCAAGACUUUGACCCGGAUUUCCAAGAUUUUGACCCAGAUUUUUUGACUGUGAUGGUGCAACCGAUUAUAUUCCCAAGUUUGCAUGAUUGGCAAGAUGUAACAAGUGGUGUGCCACAGGGAUUAGUGCUGGUGCUGCAACUUGUACAAAUCACUUCGAUGAAGAGACCAAGGUUAUGAUGCUAAAUUUGCUGAUGGUACCAAGACAGAAAGCUGUUCAAAUCAGCCAGAAGCAGAAACCAGAAAAAUUCUGAGAACGAUCCUGACACAUGACCAACACUCUAAGGAGGCUGUAAAGCAUCUAUUGUUGAAAAUGAAACACUGUUCCUCCAGCUGGCAUUGGACUUCAGUUGAACCAGGCCUAGGACAGAAAUGGAGACAGCAAAUGCUGGAAG
Messenger RNA from Stegostoma tigrinum, 6192 nucleotides. RefSeq lists its product as uncharacterized. The record is from RefSeq and is a predicted model, not a curated record. Gene Ontology annotation, molecular function: phosphatidylinositol binding. The transcript is spliced from 19 exons. Gene Ontology annotation, cellular component: intracellular membrane-bounded organelle. Bases 44 to 2320 code for a protein of 758 amino acids. NCBI's taxonomy places the organism in Eukaryota, Metazoa, Chordata, Chondrichthyes, Orectolobiformes, Stegostomatidae.